Cantharellus anzutake is the source of this 276-nucleotide messenger RNA. RefSeq lists its product as uncharacterized. Lineage: Eukaryota; Fungi; Basidiomycota; Agaricomycetes; Cantharellales; Hydnaceae. The record is from RefSeq and is a predicted model, not a curated record. The transcript has a single exon. The annotation marks the transcript as partial.
UCCACAAUUGAUGGGAAUAUUGACGCUAUCAUGUCACUUCUCCAGCAAAGUGGCAUCGUGGAAGCGGGGGUCUUCGAGAAAUACGUUAUUCUUGUACAUGGGGAUCUUGGUACAGUUGAGAAGGUUGAAGGGAUUUUGCGAUCACGGCGCAUUGAAGAAAGCGCGCUUGAGCGCAUGCAUUAUCUUGUGGCUAUACCAGGACUGUUUCAUGUCAGAAUGGCAUGUGUUGAUGCGAUGAAUAGGAUUCAUGCAACUGGGAAGGACUCACGAAGUGAC